Parasteatoda tepidariorum (common house spider) is the source of this 7515-nucleotide messenger RNA. The record is from RefSeq and is a predicted model, not a curated record. NCBI's taxonomy places the organism in Eukaryota, Metazoa, Arthropoda, Arachnida, Araneae, Theridiidae.
AUAAGUAUUGGUGCUUCAUUACCUAAGGAAAUAAAAAUAUCUAUCAUUUGAAGUUUUAACUUCUUGAAAACUCUUCACUUCUUAUUUUGUUGUUGAAUGUGAGUUCAUUUGAUUUGGUAUUUUAUACAAGGACAGUUUUCAUGCGUAUUAAAAUUAUGUGAGUGCGCAAAAUUAUAUUGGAUAAAAUGAACAUGGAGACGCAUCUGCAAGAGAUACUGAAAUUGUUAGCAAAAUCACAGAAUGCAGCAAUCGACCAAUUUCUGCAAUACGAUGAAAUAAACCAAAGCCAUGUUUACACAAAUACAUUAAUAGCCUUAAAAAACGCAAUAGAAACCAAUGAUACAGAGAAGUUUAAAGAAUUAUCGCUUGUCUUGGAGUUUCUGAGUGAUGUGAACAUUUUUCAGAACUUAAUUCCCUGCUUUAAUUGCCAUGACAAUCCCUUUCGAAUGUCUAAUGUGGUCAUUCUGAUUUGCAAACACAAUCGAUUGGAAAUAUUGAACCACAUAUUCAGUGAUGCGUCAUCGAUUAUCAGUGAUCUUUCCAUUAAAGUUGGCAGGACAAUUCCUUUGCCCACCGAUAGGGACGACGAAGCCCACAAUGCUUUUUAUUACGCUGUGCGUUCGGGAAAUACGCAGCUUCUUGAAGUCUUAAUGAAGAAGUGGCCAUUGGAUUAUUAUUCUUCACACACUGGAGAAUUGUGUUCUCUACUUUCAAAGAGCUUGCAUGAGUUAUCGAUAAGAAAUGUUGACGUAUCAAUCGAAAUGAAGAUAUUUAUACAAAGUUUUUUAUUUGACUACUGCUUCGAGGAAAAUCCUCCUUCUGAUUCAAGUGAUUAUGCUCAUGAUGAUAUCCAAGAGAGAAUAUCGCUUAUAUUGGAGUACAGUGAUUCAAUUAAAACAACGUACAGAAACAUGGAAUCUAAGGACCUCAUCAUUUUCUCAGCGAAGCAAAUAGCUCUAAAUAUAUUCACAUUGAAAAAAUGGCUAAAAUCUACCUAUGAUAGAAUUCCUUGGGAAGAAAUGGAAUUUCACUUAAUCUCCUUUAUCCGGUAUCUGAAUAACCAAGGGAGCUACAUCAACUGCUUCGUAACAGAGACUGAUUUUGUGAAAUAUCUUAGUAAUUUUUCACAGUGUUUAGAAACAGAAACCUGUGAUAUCAAAAAUAUGGACUUGGGAAAGUUAGGAAAGUUUCCCGAAAUCAAUCGUGACAAUAUGGUUCAUGGCAUUAUUGAUAAAUAUCCGUAUUUGGAAGAAUUUUAUCGAAAUUAUCAAUUUAUUCGGGACUAUGAGUCCCUUAGCAUCAUAAAAAAACACGUUGACAUAGCAACUCGAGUGACCCCUCUUGAAAAAAGUGGAAAAACUGUCAUUGUUAGGGCAUUGCAAGUUAUAGGCGAGAAUGUAAAAAAUACAUUAGAAUCGCCUAAACUAUCUACCGCAACGAACGAUUAUUUGAUGUCGUUUUUACCUCCUCAAACAAAUAGUAUUUUAAAAACUUUACGAAAUUCUUUUUCGCAUGAUUUUCCUUUAUCAAUAUGUCAAGAAAUAGAAAAAAUGUUUGGUUCUGAAUUUUACACAUUUGUUCAAAAAGACGUCAAAAGUUUAGAUCACGGAAUCACUUCAGUUCUUCAGAAAAUAAAGUCUAGAACUCUUGUAAUUCUGAUGGAAAAAGUUUGCGAUUGUGAAGACAUUGAUACAUUCAAAGACAUAUCUCGUAUGACUCCAAUGAUAAAGUUAAAUGACGGUGUAAAGUUUUUACCGGUAAACACUGAUGCAACUGAAUUAGAAAAACUCAUAUCUGACCUAAGGAAUGUCAUAAAAGUGAAAACUAAUUUUGAAGAAAACAUUUUUUCAAAAAUAGCAGAUCUUAUUAAUUUUGAAAAGACUUAUUUAAAAGAUUCCGAAAAUAAAUUUUAUGCAGGCCUAGUAACAUUACUAGGUGCCGCACGCUUCCCGGUAUGCAAAAUUGAUAAUUUGUAUUUUGCAGAGAGAAAAAAAAUCAUCAGUGAUUGGCUAAAAUGUAUAAAAUUUCAACUCAUAUCACGUAACUUUGCAAAAAUCGGAUCAUUAGUACAGACACUUUACAAGAGUUAUAUGUCUAAAGUAGAUAAGCAGGAUUGUUCAAAAUUUUUUUCUAUAAUUUUUAAGAUUUUUUACAUAACUGAAUGCCAAGAACAGGAAGUUAAAUACCUUCAGAAACUCAGGAGAACUUAUGAAAAAACUGUCAAAGUAACUAAAAAGAAAAUCGACGUCAUUAAAAUGUCACCAUUUGCAAGUUUUCAAGACAUCAUAUUGGAGGACAUUACAUGCUUAAGGAAAAUUACAAGUGAGCAUAAUUUAUCGGAAAAUAACAUUAAAUCGUUCCUUACAUUUAAAAAUAAUUUGAAACUACAAGUAGAAAUUGAAAUGCUUAUCCUAUCCAUUUUAGCUAGCCUAGAGCAUUCUGAUCUUUCUUUAUUAACGAGGCAACAAUUUAUGGAGGAUGAUAACUUUUUAUUGUUUGGCAGAAGUCUUAGAAAUUAUCUAGCUCAUGGAAAUCCUCUUGUGGACAUUGUAAUGGAUUCAUGUCUGUCAAUAUUUUUAUUUUCUAUGAAAGUUAUCAAAUAUGAUAUUUAUAAAAAAGGUAGUGUUUUCAUGAAUAUUUCAAAAACUAGAUCGAAUGCUAAAUCUUUAGUAGAAAACCAAGAAGGACUGUUCUGCGCUCUGUCUAGUAAUUCCUUAGACAAGGUGAUACACUGGAUCAAAGAAGGGGCUGAUAUCCAUGGAAGAGACAGUAAUUUGAUGACAGCUUUACAUUUUGCUUCGAAAUCUUCUAACAUUAACAUUCUGAAGUUCUUAAUUAAAUGUGGAUUGAACCCAAAAGUCAAGGAUAUUUAUAAUCGAAAUCUCCUCCAUACAGCAGCUGCGUCAGGAUGUGAAGAUGUAGUUCGUUAUAUUAUAGAAGAUCUAAAAAUAGCUGUGGAUGAAGAGUGUGCAGGAAGGCAAACAGCACUGCAUAUUGCGGCGGAAAAUGGUUAUGUGAACAUCGUAAAGACUUUACUCAAUCACAAAGCAUCGAUAUACAUUAAGAACCGCUAUGAUUGGACGCCCAUACAUAUCGCUGUAAAUAACAAUGAAGUUGAAACUGUUACCUUAUUUCUUAAAAAUGUCGAAAAUAUCAACUUGAUUCGUACAACAAGUGGUUGGAAAACACGUAAACUUUCAGGUGGGUUUACUUUAUUACAUUUUGCAGCUGAGCGGGGUCUCUUGGAGAUGGCAGCUUGCUUACUGCUUAAAGGAGCUGAUGUUAAUUCUGAAACCGAAACAUUGUUCACAGCAUUGCACCAAUCAGCUUACUCUGGUCACACAGAGAUUGUCGCAAUGUUGAUUUCAAAAGGAGCAAACGUUAAUGCUGAGGAUUCAGAUAAAGACACUCCACUUCACUACGCUGCAGCAAUUGAACACGGAUCUACAGUUGAGGUUCUGCUGAAACAUGGGGCAAAUUUAAUGGCUUCAAAUAAUGAAGGAUAUCUACCUUUACAUUACGCUAUUAUGCAAGGAAGUAUUAGCUUGAUAAAAACUCUCAUGAAGCCAGGAAAAAGUAUUAAAGAUGUUACGCUAAAGGGUGAAUCCAUACUCGAGUAUGCAAUUUCUCAUGAAAAUUUGGACCUCAUUAAUUGCUUAAUUGAUAAUAAAACACCCAUUAACUAUAGAAACGUUGAUGGCAACACUCCUCUUCAUCUAUGCGUACAAAGUGGUUCAAUAGAUAUUUUGCUGCGAUUAAUUGAAUGUGGAGCCGACAUUAAUGCUAAAGAUAAAAACGGUAUUUCACCUUUGUGCCUUUCCAUCAUGCUAGGUUACUAUGAUAUUGCUGAAAAGAUUUUAUCGCAGAAGGUUGACAUUUAUUCCGUUAAUGAAGGAGGGCAAACUUUACUGCAUAUCUGCUCCUCAGUCUCGAAAAAUUUGAUACAUUGGGAAGGAAAUCGUGCAGUGAUUAUGACGAAUGUAAAUUAUGAAAUCGAAUCUAACACGAAAAUGCUUAACAUCUUUAAAGCGCUUGUUAACAAAGGUCUGAAUUUCGAAAUAAAAAAUGACUAUGGCCAGAUGCCUUUGCACUUAGCUUGCAUGUCAGGUAAUAUUGAAAUCGCACGAUAUUUAAUCAAAGAGUUGACUGACAUUAACGUCCAUGACAAACUUGGGUAUACACCCUUACAUUACGCAGUUGAGUGCAAUAAUCUCGAAAUUAUUAAUUUGCUGUUAUUGAGUGAAAAAUGUUCUUUAAACUCUGUCACACACGGAGGUGAUACUGCAUUGUGUUUGGCUUCAAAAAGCGAUUAUGCUGAAAUAAUUCAGGCGUUGAUCAAAAGUGGUGCUGAUGUAAAUGACGGUGAUCCCCUCUAUAAAGCUCUCUCGCGGGGACAUCAAGACAUAUGUAUAAUUCUUCUUCAAAGUAAAUCAAUUAAUAUCGAGAAACAAUUCAAAGAUAAAGGUGAAACUUUUCUAAAUAUUUCCUCAUUCAAAGGUCUAGAACGAGUGGUUUCUUAUUUUUUAGGUAAAAAAAAACUUUCGGGGUUAGUUAACAUAAAUAACGCUUUGUUCCUUGCUAUUCAGAAUGGUUUUACUGACACUGCAACUAUCUUAUUAAAUCAUGGAGCCGAUGUGAACAUGGUUAAUAAAAAUCAUGACACCAUGUUACAUCUAGCAUCUUCUUUAGGCCAUACCGAAAUCAUAAAAGAACUGUUAGAUAAAGGAGCUGAUUUUAAUAAACUAAAUUCAAACGAUCAAAGACCCAUUGAACUGGCUAUACUGCAUGGACAUUUGAAUUCAAUAAAAAUAUUUUUGCAGAAUAAAACCACGGACUUAAAUUCAAAAUUAAAAAACGGUCAUACUUUUUUACAUAUUGCAGCACAAUGUGGGCAUCUAGAUGUGGUAAAAUUUCUAAUAAAUGAAGGUGCUGCAAUUAAUAUAGUUGACGAUUUCGGUUAUAAACCAAUACACAUAUCAGUUCGAGAUGGACAUUUACAGAUUGUUAAACACUUUAUUCAAUGCGAUGUAAAAUUGUUAACAGAACGUGGAUGUGCAAAUCAGAUUCUUCUGCACUAUGCAGUUGAAGCAGGCCAGACAGAUAUUGUUAAAUAUUUAAUUGAAAAGGGAAUGGAUGUCAAUGAACCGGGUAAUGAUGGAGUCAGACCAAUUCAUUUAGCUUCAAGAUUAGGUAAUGUGGAAGUGCUCAAAGUACUGCUGAACAAUGGUGCCUUUUAUGACUGCGUUGAUGAUACCUCUCAUAAAACACCUUUGCUUCUUACGGAGAAAUUACCUAUUAAAAAAACAUUAUUGAUGAUUGAAAAACUUUUUAUCUCUGUUAAAAAUAACAAAAUUUCAAACGUAAAAUCUCUUGUUGAUAAUGGAGCAUGCAUCCAUGCCAAGGAUUCGAAAACUGCUACACUUUUGCAUUAUGCUGCCUGGAAAGGUUAUGGUGAAAUUCUUCGAAUCCUAUUGGAAAACAAGGCAAAUCCUAACGUAUUUGGGAAAAAUAACGUUACACCUCUUCAUUAUGCUUCUACUUAUGGCAAAAUGGAAGCAGUAAAAAUUCUGCUAGAAAAUGGUGCGAUGUAUAACGUAAUGACAGAUGGUAGAAAAACUCCUCUUGAUCUAGCUUCAGAUAAACAUGUUUUUGAUUUAUUAAAUUUAAUAGAUAAAUCUUUCAAGGGUGUGCAGAAUUCAAAUACACAAAUUUUGGGCAUUCUCAAAAAUUUUGAAAAUUUUGUUUUCUUGAAAUGUUUAUCGUGCUCAAAAAAUAAGGAAGGAAAAACUCUAUUGGUUUGUGCCAUUCUCAAUGAUUUUCCAGAAAUCAAACAUCUUAAGUCGAUAUUUUUUGAACCUCUUGAAUCUACGAGUAAUAUGUUCGAGCAGUUAGUUGCCACAGAGCGUUUUGAUGAAGCGUUAAGCAUACUAAAUAAUUUUCAGAAAAAAACGCAGCAAAUGUUUGGCCCAAACAACCCCAUUACAUUGGAUAUUGAACUAGAUUCUGUUGUGAUGCUCUACAGGCAGCAAAAACUCAAAAAAGCCCUUUCCAAUGCUCAAAAAUUGCACCAAAAAUGGAGAGAGAUGUUUGGACAAAGAAACAGUCGCACUUUAAAAACGCAAUCAUUAAUAGCUUCUAUUUCGCACAGCUUGGGCAAUAGUUUAGAAGCGAUAGAAAUUUUUCGCGAGGUUUCCUCAUUGCAAAAGGAAAUUUUUGGAUUUGGGAAUUCUGAUACUUUGAGAACAUUCAGCGAUUUGGCGAUGGUAAUGGACGACCUUGGCUGGCAUGAAGAAGCACUGAAUAUAAAUCAUACUAUUUAUGAAAAAUAUCUUGAAAUAUAUGGUUCAAAUCAUUUUCUAACUGCUAUAACUCAAAAUAAUAUUGGGAAAUCUUUAACUCUCUUGUGUAAAUAUGACGAGGCCCUACAUUACUAUAAUUCUGUUUAUGAAUUUUUAAAAAAAGAAAAAGGUGUAAAUCAUUCCGCAACUGUAACGGUGCUUCAUAAUAUCAAGCAUGUAUCAUGUCUUCAAAAUUUAUCUGAUAAUACUGUCGAAGGUUAUCGGGAAAUUUUGAAAAUUCAGGAGAAAGUCUUAGGCCCGAAGCAUGUACAGACAUUAAAGACAGAAAAUAAUUUAGGAAAGUUAUUAUUAGAAAGAGGUCAAUUCAUGGAAAGUGUUAAGAUUUUUAAAGACAAUGCUGAAAAACUUAAGACUGUCUUGGGGGAGAAGAAUUCAACAGUCUUAGAAACGGAACUAUUUAUAGAAAAAAUUAAAUAUGGACUUGAUUUUUUGGAAAACAUUUAGUAUUAAUUAAUGUAAAAAAUAUGAAGCAUUUAAAUUAGUGUUAUAUAAAUUUAAGUUGGUUUUUAGAAAAAAAACGAAAUUUGCGAUUCCAAAUCAAACAAUGACGAGUACAUUACGUUGAGCGAAGGGCAAAUACCCCUGCUAUAAAUUUACAACCAAUAUUUUUUAACAGGUAUUACAUAUUCAAAUUUUGUGAUUUUUUUUAUUCAAAAUAAAGUAGUUAAAUAGAUUUUAAUUAAUAGUAGAGCUCUUUUUACUCCUCUGAAAACUAAAUAAUUGAAUUUAUAAUCAAAGAAAUUCGUUUAUUAUUAUUUUACACUGCAAAUAUACACAUUAUAUGCACCGUGAUAGUGAUUUGAUUCGUUGCGUAGACGCGUCAAAUCAGCGAACUCAACUGUUUCAAAAAUUAUUCCAUUUGAAUAAAACAUAAUAUUUUUUUAAAGUUUUAGUUUUGAUUCUGCCAUGCGUAAUUUUAUAUUGUUCUUUAGAAAAGUGGCCAAACAUUUCUUGUUAAACAUUACAAAAACUUUUUGUAUUGUUAAUUUUUCGUUUUAAGAACAUGAUGUUUAAGAUGAAAUAUGAAAUAAUAUUAGGAUUUCAUUAAAAUCAAGUAUUUAUCAAUAUGUUUGUCAAUUUAGAAGAGUGUAAAUUGUUUCUCAAUUACUAUGAUUUAAUUUUUUAUAAUGUACCAAAAUAAAAGUUUUAAAAUGUU